Carlito syrichta (Philippine tarsier) is the source of this 1973-nucleotide messenger RNA. It is a transcript of the gene BRF2, whose product is annotated as BRF2, RNA polymerase III transcription initiation factor subunit. Gene Ontology annotation, cellular component: nucleus; transcription preinitiation complex. Gene Ontology annotation, molecular function: TBP-class protein binding; RNA polymerase II general transcription initiation factor activity. The transcript has 4 exons. Bases 128 to 1387 code for a protein of 419 amino acids. Gene Ontology annotation, biological process: transcription initiation at RNA polymerase II promoter; transcription preinitiation complex assembly. The record is from RefSeq and is a predicted model, not a curated record. Lineage: Eukaryota; Metazoa; Chordata; Mammalia; Primates; Tarsiidae.
CACUGGCCGGAAGACGACGGUGCAGCCCUUAGAAGGGUCCCCCGCUAGUUCCUGCUGCGCGCGGUUGCCGUUGCCCGCCCAAGUAGAGAGUAUCCGAAGGUGUCCGCGGCGCUGGGCAGGUUGUGAGAUGCCGGGCGGAGGCCGAUGCCCCGACUGCGGCUCUGCAGAGCUUGUGGAAGACUCGCACUACUCGCAGAGCCAGCUGGUGUGCUCCAACUGCGGCUGCGUGGUCACCGAGGGGUUCCUUACCACCACCUUCAGCGACGAGGGCAACCUCCGAGAAGUAACAUAUUCCCGAAGCACAGGAGAAAAUGAACGAGUUAGUCGCAGCCAGCAACAAGGUCUCCGCCGAGUAAGAGACCUUUGUCGAGUUCUGCAAUUGCCACCAACAUUUGAGGACACAGCGGUUGCCUACUACCAACAGGCAUACCGGCACACUGAUAUCCGAGCUGCCAGGCUGCAAAAGAAGGAGGUGUUGGUUGGCUGUUGUGUCCUGAUCACCUGCCGGCAGCGUAACUGGCCCCUAACUAUGGGAGCCAUCUGCACCCUGUUAUAUGCAGAUUUGGAUGUGUUUUCUGGCACCUACAUGCAGAUAGUGAAGCUCCUGGGGCUGGAUGUACCAUCUCUGUGCUUGGCAGAACUGGUGAAGACCUACUGUAACAGCUUCAAACUGUUUCAAGAUUCUCCAUCUGUGCCAGCCAAAUAUGUGGAAGACAAAGAGAAGAUGCUGUCACGUACACUACAGUUGGUGGAGCUGGCAGACAAGACGUGGCUGGUAACUGGGCGGCAUCCUUUGCCUGUCAUCACUGCAGCGACUUUCCUGGCUUGGCAGUCGCUGCGGCCUUCAGAUCGGCUGUCAUGUUCCCUUACCCAGUUUUGUAAAUUGGCAAAUGUGGACUUGCCCUACCCCGCUUCCUCCCGCCUGCAGGAGCUGCUGGCUGUGCUGCUGCGGAUGGCUGCGCAGCUGGCCUGGUUGCAGGUUCUGAAACUUGACAAACGGUCUGUGGUGAAGCACAUUGGGGACCUUCUCCAGCACCGCCACAUACUGGUCCGCGCAGCUUUUCAGGACAGAACAGCAGAAAUGGCAGCCCAAGAGAAGGAGCUGCAGGGAAAGGGCCAGGGGCAGGGAGGAGAGGAGGUAGGGAAUCGUCCCUUAGGUUUGCCCCAGGGGAAGCGACCGGCCAGUCCUGCCCUUCUUCUCCCACCCUGCAUGUUGAAGCCCCCAAAGCGGAUUUGUCCCCCAGCGCCUGUCUCCACAGUCACUGGAGAUGAGAACAUUUCCGAUAGUGAAAUUGAGCAGUAUUUGCGUACCCCUCAGGAAGUUAGGGACUUUCAGAGAGCCCAAGCUGCUAGACAGGCUGCCACAAGUGUCCCUAACCCUCCCUGAUGCACAUCCAUUGGGGGCACUUCAUCUCAUUCCGACAGCAGCAUAUGAUGGACCUGUCAUACGCAAGGAUGUACGUGUACACAAGUCCUUAGGUAUUUUCCCAAUUGUUUGAAGGAACCAAGGGGACUCUGCAAUUAGUUGGACCCUAGGUCCUGGAGUGCAGUCAGGAGUGCAGGGGCGGCUGUGGAUAGGAGAGUCCUUUCCUCUGGUGCUGGAGAGCAGAUUGCCUAUGCAUAUUCUCUGGAAUGGCAUUCCUUUUAGACUGUUGGAAAAGCAUCAGGCUCCCUUGCUCCUGGUUGAAUUGGAUGCAUUACUGCUUCUGUAGGCCCAAAGGGGUGGCCUCCUGCUGUGGAGCAGCUGACAUUCCCAACAGUUUUAACCCUUAGAGGAGCAGGAACUGGCCCUGUGUCUACUCACAGGCAUUGGUGUGUGUGUGUAUGGUGUUGUGAGAUCCUCUACCUUGUAAUAAAAGGACUGGGUGGACUAAGGCUGUAGCUUAAAUGGCUUUGCAGAAUUUUAAUAUAUUAAAACAAGAGGCAUCUGCUAGAAAACAUUCUAUUGUAUAAAACCCGAGCUCUUAAAAACA